Phalaenopsis equestris is the source of this 1256-nucleotide messenger RNA. RefSeq lists its product as uncharacterized. Lineage: Eukaryota; Viridiplantae; Streptophyta; Magnoliopsida; Asparagales; Orchidaceae. The record is from RefSeq and is a predicted model, not a curated record. The coding region runs from base 150 to 692 and encodes 180 amino acids. The transcript is spliced from 2 exons.
CUGUUUGUAAAUCUUUCUAACGAUAAAAGCUAGGCGGAACUGCGGCUGUACGAAUAUACAGCUUCAGAGCUCCGGUGAGGUCUCCGAUUCAGCUCUGAGAUUGAAGAUCGACGUUUGUGAUUAAUUGUCUAGGGUUUCAGGAGACAGCCAUGAGAGUUCAUCCGGCGCCGAAGAAGAGGAGCAUCACAUUCAGGUAUGGAGUGAACGCGAGCUUCUCUGAAGCUGAGGCGAUUCGUAGCCGGCAGAAGAAGCUCCGCCGCUUGCCCCACAUAUUCAGCAAGGUACUCGAGCUUCCCUUCAGAGCCGACGCUCAUGUUUCCGUUGCUGAAGAUCCUGAUUGCUUCCGAUUUGUCGCUUCUGCUAUUGCCGGGUUCGAUGGCGGCGUGCGUGCACACGCGAUUCAGAUCUAUCCUGGGGUUAUGAAGAUUGUGAUAAGGGAAUCGGAAACUGGUAGUGGUGAUGUUUCCGUCGACGAUCUGGACGUGGAGGAUCUUGAGCUGGACAGGUGGAGGUUCCGCCUGCCGCCGGAGACUCGGCCAUCGCUUGCUACGGCGGAAUAUGCUGAUGGAGAGCUCAUCGUUAUUGUUCCGAAGGGACCGGAUUCUGAUGAUUCUGAACGCGAGGUGGAGGACGAUGGAUUGGGAGGCGAUCUUAUGGACAGCGACAUUAAUCGGCUUGUUCUUGUACAGUAAUACUCUAUCCCUCCCACAAUCUCCCUCCUCUCUCUCUCUCUCUCUCUCUCUCCCCCUCUCUCUUUCGCUCUUUGUUUCUCGCUUCACCAUCAUGAGGCCAUGAAUUGGAACUCAUGGGUAGUCUUAUUUAACCUAAUCGGAAACUAAAACGCUCUUUAUUGUACAUAAAAUAAGGGCAUGAAAAAUCUGAGCUUGCUUUUGCAUCAAAUGCAUUUAAAUCUGAAGAAACAUGCUCUAAAACCAGAACAUAUUAGAAUUUCUUGCUCAUCUAACUUUUCUGACCUGAAUUGCUAAUUUAAAUCGAAUUUAAGGACUGUUUGGUAAUUGCUAGUUAGAUUUAACCAGGGUUUGACAUAAAUAAAUCCCAUCAAUCUUUCAAAAAAACCCCAAAAUAAAUCCUACAAAUUUCUAAAUCCCAUUUUGCCUCCCUUUUUGGCCUAAAUCCAUAUUUUUCUAAAUCCUGUAAUUCUGCGAAUCCAAGGCAUUUAGACCCAUACAAGGGAUGUCGAUCGACGCCAUUGCCAUCGAGUUCCUGUAGCAGUUUCCCCUCAUCUCCGAGAGUAA